Molecule: messenger RNA, 4330 nt
Organism: Seminavis robusta
Lineage: Eukaryota; Bacillariophyta; Bacillariophyceae; Naviculales; Naviculaceae
Source: the annotation of a GenBank genome assembly
UAGUAGCUACCUCUUUAUACAGAACCUUCCACAACCAGUGCCACUUCGUUCCGUCGCAAAAAGUUAGGCGUGAUAAAUGGAUCAUGGUAGCCGUACACGAGUGUUUCCUCGCUGGCCCCUGGUACUUGUCGGCCCGCUUUGGCAAGAGCAGUUUCUAUCUUGGCCCGCUCUUUCUCCACUCGAGCAUCUGCGGGAGGUGGCCCGGAAAAUGUCCUUACAGCCAGGGUAUGACCUGGGACCUGUCGAAUAUUGACCUUGUUGUCGAGCGGGGUAGGUACCGUCUUCAAGGAGUACUUUGUUCCGAUUACAAAGCUGACUUUGGUCUUUUUCAUGGUAAUACUCUCGCUGCUGCUGGAAGAUGCCCCCCCAGAUACUCUCACUGGAGCUGUCAUGGCCAUUUUCUCCGGUUCAGGUUCUGCUCCUUUGGAAGCAAACCAGGAUGCACCUUGAGGUUUAUUCUUGCCAAAAAUGUAACCGGCACAGGCACGAAAGCCGUCUGAUGUUGGUUUCUUGAAGCCAACGCCGUCGACUGUCGUCUCAGCAAUCAAGUAGGGUUCGUACUGGCGAAUCUCUACGCCAUUGUCGAGCUUUUCUACAACGGUGUAAGUGGGCCUCUCCAGCGCCUCGGUGACACGCCAAAAGUAGAUUCCGGUGCCAAAGCGAAGAGUCCCCAAGGCCGCAAAAAUGCCAACUGUGAUGCGGGCAGCCAAUGCUGGAAUCAUGAGUCUGUUGCUUUUGAUAUACACAGUAUGAUGCGAUUGAAAUCGAUAGCUAUGGUAUUCACAGCCAAAGGGUUUGCUAGUUUGCUUUGGUUUGUGAAGAUGACAUGCCUCCUUCGAUUGAAACAGAAUGAGUCAGUUCACGAAUGAGUCAGUCACUAAUAUGGUGGUGGAAGACCCGCAAUUGUGACGUCAUUUAUUUGUGACCUUCCAGCAUGAUCACUGGAAAUCCAAGUACCCUUGGAGAACCCCUUCUUUAAAUCCUAGCUUCCGCAUGAUGCACGAUUGAGGUACACUGCAGCUUCCCCUGAUGUGUGACUGGAACGUGCUCAAGAGGUUUUGAGGAUUCACUAGACGUUUUGUAUUUAGCUAAUUACUUCGACAGUCAUUUGACUUUUAAAUCUCUGGCUCAAUUUAGGUCCAAAAAAUGCCAUGGAACGAUUGAAAGAAAUUCGCAGCGGCACACCGUACGGCGUCCGCACCGCCCACCACGGCCCUGUGAAAACCCACAACGACCACAAUCCCAGCGCUGAAAACCCGCAAUGGAUGAGGUCGGCGAAGAGGCCGUAACGGAGGAGGACCCAGCCUCCGAGAGAUACCAUAAUACGACGAUGCCAUCUACCGAAGGACCUGUAGGACCAUCACAAGCCGAGGACAAGCUGGAUCAAGCAAAGGUGAUCCAAAGCGUCCAAGUGGCUCCUCACUACAAACCAAAGGAUGUCUCCGACUUCAAUGAGGAGAGUACACGUAGCAAUACAAGAGGGAGCAGUCAAUUUUCGCUCUCUGACCAUGAUACAUUGACAACGCAACCCACUCCAAGUCCUGCUUCUGUCAUUCCUGGUGCAGUCAUUCCAGGUGCCCUGACUGUGGCAGGAAUGGAUUUUAACUUUUCCGCAAAAGCAGAAGAAAAGCUGGCUAGAGCAAAUGUGAUCCAAACUGUCCAAUCUAUGGCUCCUGGAGACCUACCAUCUGCCUCCGACUCCACCAAAGUUAAGAGUAACAACACAAAAGGGAGCAGCCAUUUUCUCAGUUUGCUACCCGAUAACGGUAUUGCAGCGACACCUGAACCCGUGGAGCAGCCUCGUCCGCGUGCAGCUGCGACCCCAGGUGCCGUUUUUGUGGCAGGAAUCGACUUUGUCAGUAUCAACACGGAGGAUGAUGCUUCAUGGACGGCACGAUCCUCGUGCCCGGCGGAAAACGUGCCAUCCAGCAGCCAUAAUCCUAUUGCCCAAGGAGGGGAUGUUGAUGAGGGUCUUGUGGCUGCCUAUGCUGUACCCAGCGAUCACUUGAGCAACCUGGAAUUAGCUAUACCUGUACAAAAUCCAACAACUCACCUCAAUCGAGUUCGAGAAGAAGCUGAUGGUGACAAGCAGAAAAAUGUUGUCAUAAUUGGGUCAGUUGUGUGCCUCUUGGUUAUGAUUGGCAUUGCAGUGGCAGCCUGGGUUUCUAGCACUGGACAAAGUUCCACUCCCCACGAAUCUAACAACGCCUCACAAUCCAUUAGUCCAACCACCAUGGCUCCAUCAGGGUAUGUGAUUGACCUCCCAAACUUGACCAUGGCAAUCAUUGAGGCAUAUCCAGACAGCAACCAGGCCCUUGCCUACAAUUGGCUCUUGAAUGAUCCCAAUCUGACGGACUACACACCCCAACGUCUACAACAACGUUAUGCAUUGGUUACAAUCUACUAUGCAAUGGGGGGAGAACAAUGGAAGUUGUCCUCUUUCGCUGAAGCUGCAAUCGAGGCGCAUGAUCCGAACGAAUGCCAGGAAUGGGGAGAAUACGACGAAGGUAGAAGACCGCCAUUCUUUGGAUGUGAAUGUUGGUCAAAGGAAAAGGAAGAUGAAGGUGGCCCAAAAACAGAGCCAAUGGGCAACCAGUCCUCGACAAUGUCACUAGGGUCCACUUUGGGCCCUCCAACUGAAGCAAUGGGAAACCAAUCCACUCCUGCGUCUGCUCAAGGGUCCGAAUGGAUAUCACCAGAAGAUGCAGCUUUGGGCCCUCCUUUGGAAGGAACGGGAAAUCAAUCUGCACUCGCUGCACCACUGCCAUUGGGACCACCCGCACCAAUGGACUUUAUCAACAAUGGAACCAUAUUACAAAGCAUCUUUAUGCCCAAACGAGGAUUAGAGGGUUCCAUCCCUCCUGAGCUUGCGCUCCUUACGACCUUGGAAGCAAUCCAUUGGUCGCGAAAUGAUUUGAAAUCGUAUAUUCCUUCCAGCAUCUUUUUAGAGUUGACAAACUUGAAGCAACUGGAUUUGGGUCACACCAUGCUCUCUGGGACUAUCCCUCCCACUAUUGGGUCGCUCUCCAAUCUUAUCAUGCUGGAUUUUGGCUACACAACGCUCAGUGGCAAACUACCAAGCGAAUUGGGGCGAUUGACAAACUUGGAGCUCUUCUUUGUGGAUGAAAGUCCGCUCAUCUCAGGCCCCAUUCCUUCGGAGCUUGGGCUGCUCCCCAAUCUCCGUUAUUUGGAUCUGAAUGGCACGGAUGUUUCUGGACCCAUGCCAGAGGAAGUUUGUGACUUGAAACGAAAUGGGUCACUGAUAGGCUUGGUUGUAAAUUGCACAUUGAUCUCUUGUCCCAGCACUUGUGGAUGUGACUGUGCCAAUGGACCACAGUUUCCCAUUCCUUAUCAAGGUUAUGAAGUCCAACACUGUGGGGCACCCAAAUUUCCAGAUGGAUCCCCGGUUCCUCCACCACCAAGAGGAUUCGGUUUCGCUCCUCCAGGUCCUCCGUAGCCAAAGCUCUAUCGAGGAACUUGCAACUACCGGUACAGUAGUAGGUUUCAAAGAUCAGAUCGCUGGCUGUCGGGAAGGCGUGCAACGUUGAGCUCAAGCCAAGAUUCGUCCCACAGGGCUGAUAAACGGUCCGUGCAUCGCUUGCUGACGAUGUUAUGGGCUUACCUUUUGCACAUUCCAACCCCCGACUACCGUAGCAUCAACGCGGCGACGCGUGACCGGCCAACCAACGACCAGUGACGCCUCGAGUGUGACAAGCUAUGAAUUUCAAUGAUUUCAAUGACCUGGGGCUUACUGAGAGGCGUAUGAUCUUGGUUCUUGUGCUCUAUUGGGGUGAUUAGCAAGCAAAUGCAAGGGCUUAGGAUGUGGCUUAUCGGGGCGAAUGAAGGAUAUUUUUAUCAAUUUCCAUCAAAGCAUCAAAGUGAAACAGCUUCUCUAGCCAGCUAGGUACGGCAGGAGCUACUCUGAGUAGAGGCCGUGGGUCUACGAUCAAGUCAUUUUAUGACUUUGAAAAAUGGUUGGCUAGCUAGCUAUUUACCGACCGGUAUCAAGCUAGACUUGCAGUGGUGGGACGUUCGUGCAAGUCCGUACCCAUGAUCAACAAGUGGCAUGCGACCACAGCGUACAGUGUACCACCGGUUACGGUGAUGCGGCACGGAAGGGAGCGGAGCCGCUCUUCAUCCACUCCAUUGCCACAAAGUAGGUUGGAUGAUCCUUUCAAUUCGUGGUCAGUCAAUAGUCUAUCAGUAGACCAAGCAAACACUGAUCACCGCUCCCUUGAGCUGAUGUUUCGAUCACCGUGAAGAGAGAGAUGGGUGCUGAUUUUUGCUUGAACAAUUGUAAAGUAGCAAAGUUUCCUCGCCUCGUCUACUC